GUCAUGCAGGCAAUAGACUCUCAUCUUAUUUGCCAUGCAAGCUUGCCGUUUCCAUAUCUCUUCGCCAUUUGUGGAAAACGCCUCUUUAUCUUCCCCUCUUUCCCCACUCUCCCCAUAUUUAGCAACUUACCCCAUUCUCCCAACAGGGGUUUUCACCUCUUUUUCUAUUUUUUUUUCUCAUAUAAAUACCAAAAAUUUCUAAUCUUUUGUGAAAAAGAUCCGAACUUGGCUUCUGGGUUUUGUUUCUUGAUCGAUUUGGCCAUCUGGGUCUUGUUUCUUUUUUGAUUUGGGGAUCCGGGUUGUGUUUCUUGAUCAGUUUUGUGAUCUGGGUUGUGGGUGUUUUUUGAUUUUGUUAGUUAAAGAUGGGUAGGGGAAAAAUUGAGAUCAAGAAAAUUGAGAAUGUGAGUACUAGACAGGUGACUUUUUCCAAGAGGCGUGCUGGGUUGUUGAAGAAAGCUCAUGAACUCUCUGUGUUGUGUGAUGCUGAAGUUGGGAUUAUUGUGUUUUCGAAUACCGGUCGGCUUUACGAGUUUUCGAGUUCGAGCAUGAGGGGAAUUAUCGAUCGCUACGAUAGGGCGACUGAACCAUCGACAUCACUAAUCCAAGCUGAGAUGAGUCAAGAACAAGCCGAGCUAGAACACUUGAGAAAUGAAGUAACGAGGCUCAGAAAUGAAAACUCGCGGCUUAUGGGCAACAACCUUGGCGGUGCAAGCGUUCAGCAACUGCACCAACUAGAGAAACAACUAACUGAUGGCUUAGUUUUAAUCAAAGAAAAGAAGGAUGCUAUGCUGUUUGAGGAGAUUGAACGUUCAAAUCGCAAGGAACGAGAACUUGCAUAUGAAAACGAUGUUCUUCGAGGAGAGAUGGAAAACUUAAAGCGCUUCAUACCGUUGACUCGACAACCUGGUCAACUUGGUUUCGUAGAGUACACUCCUCCUGCUGUUCCAACUAGCAGUGCUGCCCACUCGAAGCAUGACCGGGUUAGCCCGGAUACCGUAUGCUACUAUGGAUCCGAUAACACCGAUUCAGAAACAGCACUUCAGUUGAGGCUACCUUGCGGUGACCAUUCGAGAAAGAAGGAGGCAACGGUGUUGCCAAAGAGGGAUACUAAUUCAAGUAGUUGUGGAAGUGAUGAGAUGGAACAAUGAUCAUUAGACCUUUUGGGGAUUGAUGGAUUCAUGUUGGAAGCUUUGUCAAGAGCAGGAUUUCUUUCAUUAUCAUUCUGACAUUCAUUUUUGAACCAUAUGAACCAUAUUUGAACAAGGUUUUUGAUGGACUAUGUUUAGUUUUCAAUUUUAUCGUUUGUUUAAAAGGCUUUUAGUUAGUGAAUUA
Helianthus annuus (common sunflower) is the source of this 1332-nucleotide messenger RNA. RefSeq names its product MADS-box transcription factor 23. Gene Ontology annotation, molecular function: DNA-binding transcription factor activity, RNA polymerase II-specific; RNA polymerase II cis-regulatory region sequence-specific DNA binding; protein dimerization activity. Gene Ontology annotation, cellular component: nucleus. The record is from RefSeq and is a predicted model, not a curated record. Gene Ontology annotation, biological process: positive regulation of transcription by RNA polymerase II. The coding region runs from base 363 to 1148 and encodes 261 amino acids. The transcript has 7 exons. Lineage: Eukaryota; Viridiplantae; Streptophyta; Magnoliopsida; Asterales; Asteraceae.